ACAGCCCUGUCAGGCAGCAUGCCAGCAGUUUUCAUCUUGCUGCGGUCCCUGGUUAUCAGGCUCCUCAGUAGCAGACUGGCAGGCUCAGUGGCACAGUUCCUCAGGAGAACCCUCUCUACAGGCGCUGCACACAUUGGCACAGCGCUGCGCCACGUCUGGGACCGUAUUAGAUCCCAGGAGUCCAAGGAAGCCGUCCUGGGCUGUGUGUUGUGCCUUCUCAACAUGCACAAGAAGGUGGAGACCUGAGCUCUCCCUUCACUUUCUGUUCAACUCACUACUUGCCUGCUGAACAGACUGGACAAACAGCGCUGGUGAGUGAGUAGUGGUGUACAAAGGGAUGUGAAUGACUUUUUUCAAUGUACAUUUGGACUGCAGCAUUUUUUGUUUUCUUAUCUGGACACUGGCAAUGUCUGAAAGCAUAGUAAGGAAGGUUCAGCCCUUCACGAUUGGGACGAGGCUGUCAGUCCCGGCUGUGCCAAAAUGCGAGGAGUUUACACAGAGUUAUCUGCAGAGCCAGAGUUUGGAUAACUGCACUCUACAGCACAACCUGAACUCACUCUACCUCAGUCGAUCCCAGGUCUGCACACACGGCCCCUGUCUCGUCUCACCCAUGGUCAAGCAGGUAGCCCCUGUGAAGCACAACCAGGACGACAUGGCAGCUGAGGACCAUCUGAACCAGAAUGUUGCAUCUCCCUCCGCCGUCUCCCGGUCCAUCAAGAAGAUAACGAUCUCUGGAAGUAGAGAAAGAUCGGAGAACAAUGUGUCAGUGGGACCAGUACAGCUUUCAAUCACAGGGUCCACAUCCGAAAACAACAAUAACAACAACAACGUCACCAGCACCUCAGAUACACAUCUGCCCCGGAUUGUGGGUGUGAGCUGUGAGAAUAAACCUGGUUCUCACUUCAAGGUUUUACUCAGAAAAGACAGCAGUGAGGAACUUCAGCCAGCAACGGGACAAACCAAGCCGAAACUAAACGGAGAAAAAUGCCUCCAACAGAUAUCAGUGCCUGAAUCACGUCAAAAAGAGACGCAAAGGAAAGAAAGUCAUCCACACACGCAGAAUGAAGCAUCCGCAGCUGUUCCCACGUCCCAGAGCGACUGCUUCACUCAGCGUUACUCGCUUUUCCACAAGGAAGUACUGCAGGCAGAGGCGUGGAUCAAAGGCAAGCUGCGGGACCUGAAGGAUGGAUGUAAUAUUCAGCGCUGCCCCCUGCAGGACUGGGGGGAAGCCUCGCAGACGCUCCACAGAGACCUCAAAGACUUUGAGAACACCCUAAUACAACUCAACCAGAUGGGUGAGCAGCUGAUCUGCAAGCUAAACCCCACCUCUGACCUGGUGAAGAAACAACUCAGCCAGCUCAGGGACAUGUGGCAGACCCUCAAGCAGACGGCCGCAAAUCAGACGAGGGCGCUGGGUGGAGCCAAGAACCUGCAGGAGUUCAACAAGAAAGUGGACAAGCUGGAGGCAUGGAUCAAAGACAAGCAGGAAGAGGAGCAGUCUCUGGUGAAUGUCCUCGGGGAACAUGUUGACAAAAUGCAGCUGACCAGGAGGAUCUUAGAUCUAAAGCAGGAUGAGCAGCUAUACGGAAACCUCCACGAGGAGAUCAACCACCUGGCCCUAAAACUGGAGAAACAGGGGAAGACAGAUGGGAAAAACAUCUCCAGCAAGAGGAAACACAUCAAUAAAAUGUGGCUGAAGGUCCAGUCUCAUCUGAAAAACUACCAUGAGAAUCUUCAGCUGGCACUGGAGGUGUCCUCGUUCUACCAGCAGGCUGAUAACACGUUGCUUGCUAUUAAUAACAUGAGGAAGAGCAUGUCUGAAUCCAAAGAGCUGGACAGCGUCGGAGAUAGAGAAAUACGCGACAUCGCCAGUCAAAUCAUGAUGCUUGAUGUGAGCGUGUCCCAGGUUUCUAAUCUCCACCCCGCCCUGGCUGCCGGCGUCACGCAGAAGCAGAGCGAGGUGAAGGACUGCUGGGCGCUUCUUCAGAAGGUUCUCAGGAGUGACAGGACUGUGCUCUCUCCCACCGGCUCCGCUUUCACCAGGGAAGAUGCUGACCCCCUGACACCGGCCCGGGAACCCCAGAGCAACGUGGGAACGGAGACGCAGAGGCUCAUGGGAAAGGAGGUGAAGGAGGAGCAGAAUCGGCUGAAAGGCUGCGUGAGUCCUGUUGAAUGUGGGAUGGGUAGGAGGACACCGAGCAGCGUCAGCCAGGAUCAGCCAUCAGGGAACCACACCUCGUCGCCCACGGGAGGCGGCCCUGCCUCCGCAAAUUAUGUCAUCUUCCGACAUCAAUUAAAGGGGGAAAGCAGGAAGCCCAGAGCAGAGCCCAGGCUUGCCACCGCCACACCAGGCCACCCACAGCUCCCCUCGCAGCUCCAGAAGUUCACCGUGUCUGCUGACAAGACUUUGUCCUGGCUCAAAGACAACGUGUCCAUGGCCACGCAGGUUUGCUCAAUAGCCAGCUCUGAGGGCCUGGAGGCAGCCAGGAGGUGUCAGCACGCUCUGCAACAAGAAAUCCUGACCAACAGGGCCAGGAUAGAGGUUGUCAAACGGGAGGGCCGCGGGUUGGUCCGUGCACAGCACCCGGGCAGCGCCAAGAUAGAGGAGUUCCUGGGCCAGCUGGAGGUCCUGUGGGAGGAGCUGCGGAGGAGGCACCAGAGGAACAACGCGUUUCUGCAGGCCUCAGAGGAGCUGGGCUUCAGGGUUGUUAAAGUGCUCCAGGCCCUCGGCAGCCUGGAGGCCUGGCUGGAGUCCGUGGAGCUCUCUAUGAAGGAGUCUGCUCUCGCCGGUGACCCCGAAACAAUGAGCAUGGCCGAGAGGGAAAGCUGUCUGCUGGAGAAAGAGGUGGCAGCUCGCAGCCUGGAGCUCAGCGCUCUGAGGCAGGAGGUGGAGUGCCUCCACAGCGCCAGUCACCCCCACACACGGAGCCUGCCGGCACGCAUGGAGGAGGUGGAAAGAAAGUACCAUCGUGUCCAAAGUGCCCUGACCCAGCAGAACUCCGAGCUGCAGGACACACGGAUGCUGACGGAGUUCUUGGAGCGCGUGGAGCUGGAGGAGAGCCAGGAGCUCAGCGGGAGUCGCUACAGCCUCGGCCAGCCUCUUCACAGUGAGAUCUCCUCAGCUCCUACACUACUGGGACUCCAAAGUACUGGCGGCAGUGAGCCCCUGAUAGAAAGCAUGGGAGACCCUGUGGAGGAACUAAGAGAGGCCGUAGAGAUGCUCAAUGACACCGUUAGGGAGAGGGGCCGAUCACAGAGCCACGACCAGGCCAUCCAGGAGCUGCUGAGCAAGCACGCCAGCCUGGCGGUGCACGUGGAGGAGUGCUUGAGCUGCAGCAAGGAGCUGAGCCUGGACAUCCUGGAGAAGGAGACAGACAUGGCCGUCCAGUGUGAGCCCGAUCGCUGCGGCCUGGAGGCUCUGCAGGAGAGGCAGGACCUCCUGGAGAUUGACUAUGAAGUCAUCAGGGAGGAGGUGAAGGAGAUGGAGAGCCAGACCUCUCGUUUGGAGGAGCUGUGCCCGGAGAGAGUACACGUUCUGGAGGCAAAGAUCCGGGCCAUGCUGCAGGGCUGGACAGAGCUGGGGAGGAGUGUGGCGGAGAACCAGUCCCGUCUGCAGGAGUUUGUGCAGCUCCAGGACUUCUUCAGGAGCUACCUCGCCAUGAUCUCUUGGACUGAAGACACCAGGUCGUGCAUUUUCUCAGAUACCGCCUUGCAUCUUGGGAAAGACGGGCAGAGGCCACUCGCUGCUGAGCUGGACUUGCAGAUUGAGCAAAAGUUUGAAGAGUUUGAUGAGCUGGCGGACACGGGGAGGAACCUUUUAGACAGAGGACACCACCUCACGCAGAUGCUAAGAGAGCGCAUGGAGGAGCUGAGGAGCAUGCUCGGCUGGAUCUCAGUGCACUGGAGGGCUCAGAAACAACAGCGGCUUCACAAGAUGAGCAGAGAUGAGCCUUCACAGGAUAACAUCUAUUCUGAGGCCACUAUGUGCUCUACCUUGACAGAGAGUUCCGCUCCUGAUCUAGAGGCCUAUGAGUCCCACAUGUCCCCUGUCGUCACCUUCAUUGAAGACAGAUUAUGGGCUGCAGGAGACGGCCCACCCUCCUCGCUGCCGCAGAGACAAGCUGAGCAGCAAGAGGAGAAGCAGUUCGAGGACGGGUAUGAGGUCAUGAACAGUAUCGGACCACGGGGGGGUGAGGCCCCCUCCUCAGAGUCUCCUAAAUCCUCCAUCGUGAUCCUCAAGGAGCCCGGCAGCCCCGCUUUAGGGGGCACGGUCAACCUCAUCCUGAGCUUCGGGGGGCAGGGGGACAGCCAGGUUCAGGUGCUGGAAAACACGCUUGCUAGGACGGAGGAGGUAGUGGAGGAGACGAGUGAGCCUGUCCACAGGGUAAGUACCUACUUGCAUGUGACGGAUAACAACUUGGCCGUGGCGCCUGUGUAUGAGAGCAUCACCCUGCCCCGCCAAAAGAGGCGCUCUGCAGCCUCAGCCUCCCCUACUUUCUCGGCAUCCUCCUCCUCUUCCUCCGCGACUGCAUCUCAGUCGGCGAAUGUAUCCUUUCACCCUUCAGCAGGGAGCACCUCCAUCUUCAGCAGCCUGAAGAGGAUGGGCAAGAAGAGAAAGAGGAAGAGAGACACUCGCAGGCACACGAUCCAGAAAAUCAUGGGAGUGGAGGACCAAACGGAAGGCAUGCCUUAUUACGACUGCGAGACAAUAACGUACGACACGCAUACUUGGCCACUGAAGGAAGCCAGGAGGAAGAAGGGUUCUCUAAAGAUUGGGGAUGGAGUAGAAGCGAUGGCCUACAUGAAGAAUCCCCUGGUGAAAGACAUUGAUUCGGAAUGUUCAGGAGAGUACAGCAUUAUUCCAUAUGCCAUGUCAGAGAGCCCGACCACAGAUCAGGCCAGAAGCCACUGCAGGUUCCUCUCUUUGGGCUCUGUGCUGAGCUUCGAGCUGCCUAAAGACAUGACCCUCAUCCCCAGCAUUCAGGACAUCAUCACUAUCGCCCCACCAGAGACCAAAACACCAGCAGGGACUGAUCCGGACCCCCACUCGCAGAGACAAACGGCUCUGAGCUCCUUCAAACAGACUCGACCCACUCCGUCCAUCACACGCAGUUCAUUGGAUUUUAGUCUUCCUGAAACACGGACAGUGAAAGAUCUGAUUGAUAUGGGGAACAGCUUCCAAUCACCUCCUUCUUCUACAGAUGAAGAUCAGACUGUACCAUACGAAGAAAUGUCUAAACAGCUCACCUUGCUUGAGGAUGCAGAGCAGGAGUGGGACAAAAGGUCGUCCUGUACGGCUGAAAGACAUGGGACCAGCAAGCCACCUUGCCAGCCCCCGAUUUAUGUGAAUCAAGCCCAAAACACAGCUGCCUUCAAACACAAAUGCCCGAGCGUCCACACGCUGAUCCGAGACCUGAACGGACACCACUACCAUAAAUGUGCAAAACCUCAGAAUGUGCUUGAAGAGAGUCCAGGACCACAGUGUCAGACCCAAGCUUCUCAUAUGGUCGUGAAUCUGAAGUCGACAGUGAGCAUGAGCGUUCGCCAGGACUCUGUAGACUCGGGGAUCUCCACCUCCAGCAGCGUCAAGCUCUGCACUGAGGCUCCGUGUCCAGAUAACCUGCAGCCAAAGGGCGUCGUGGGGAGGCUCAUGUCCCUUCAGGUGGGAGGCAUGGACUGCGCUAAAACAAGAGAGAACACAUCUUCGGGUCCAUCGACAGAGCCAUCGACAGAGCAGGAAACAGAGCCGGUCCUUCUCGACCACCAGCAAUUUGAGGAGGAAGAAGAAGAGCUGGAGGAUAUCUGGAACCAGACAACCAACUACAGACAGAGCAUCUGCUCAGACAUCAUGUACCAGCCCAAGCAGGAAGAGCCUGAACCCUCUGACCACCCUAAAGAGCCCCUCUCCUGCUCACCGUCAUCCAAAACCCCGGCUGUGCUCUACAGGAACCUGGUCACAGCCUCAGCCCCCAACCUCCUCGUGGCAGAGUUCAAACUGCCCCCCUACCUUCAGAGCUUGCUGGGAUACGACAAGGAGCAGAGUCCCAGAGGUCACCUCCGCCCGCUGGCCACCGGAGACAGGAAGUCCUGGGCGGCCUUCCCCAAUAGGGAGCCAGCCGGGAAGAGCUCGGUAACGGUGAACGAGACGGCGUCGGACCCAGUGAAGCUGCCGGACGUGGGGGACAAUCAGAGAUACAUUUAUCAGUACAGAGAGGAUGAGGAGGAGGAGGGGGAGGAGGGGGAGGAGGAGGCAAAGGUGGGGGAGGAGGUGGAUGAGCUCGCAGGUUGUUCCAAGGACGAGUCGAUGAGCCUGCUCUCAGUCCAUAUGGGUUUGGAGGGGGUCUGCCAGCAGAGGAAAGCCCCUCACAGCCUGGAGCAGCAGGAAGACUUAAUGACCACAAGAGGGCGCUGUGUUACUCUGAGUGCAAGGCCUGAGAUGCAGACUAUGGAGGGAACACUGGAGAGGAAACACAAGCUUCAGCUGGGAGGAAAGAAAGCUGCCUCCAGAGGAUGGAACUCGUACCACGCCGUCCUUUACAGACACACCUUGUGCUUCUACCAGGAUAGGAAGGAUACACUGAGGAGUUCUGUCUGUGGCCUGCCGCUCAACCUCCUCGGAGCGGAGUGCUCCCCGGCUCCAGAGUACACCAAGAAACCCAACUGCUUCAGACUGCGACUCCGUGAUGGCUCUGAAUAUCUGCUCAAUUCCUCCUCACGCUUUCUGAUGAAGAAAUGGAUGAUGAAAAUACAUGCAAACACGGGUCGCAGUGAGACUUCAUUAUCAAGUUUCCUGGCUGAUCAAGGCCUCCCUAACUCCUCAAAGCCCUUCCUCUGCUCCCAUUGUCCCGGCCCCUCCACAUGCCGCUGCCCCCCCCGCCAUGAGGUCACCUCCACGUUCCCCAGGCGCAAAACCCACAGCGCCGCCCAGACCAAAGAGAUAGUGGUCCUCACCCGAGAGUUCAGUCACAUGACGCAGGGUCAUCUGAAGAGUGUGGAUGAGCAGACCCCCAGCUCACAUGGAGGCUGCUGUGAUGAUGAUGAAGAAGACACUUUAAAGCAGUCACUGACUCACAGGCUGUCUGGAGCAUCCAGAGACAACACCGCUUCCUCCCCUCUAUCCCCCGUGUCCGGGGGUGAGGACUGGCUCAGCAACAAGCGGCGCUCCCACUCCUUCACAUCAGCCACGUUUCAGAAGAUCAAGCCCAUGUUGCCCCCCCCUGCAGGCAGAGUCCCGGAGAGAGGCUCCAACUACUGCGUGACUCUUGUAGUUGGAGACAAGUCGCCAGACUCUGAGCCCCCGCUGAUGGCUGCAGCCGGGUGGCAGCAGGACCCCCGUCAGCAGGACCCCCGUCAUCAGGACCCCCGUCAGCAGGACCCCCUUCAGGACUCUUCUCUGAGAAGCUUCUCCAGCCUGCCGCGGCCUCGCAACAAGUCCGUCUUUAAAAAGUUCUUCUGUAAAAAGGACCUCUGAGUUUUUAUUAAUAAAAGGUUUUACAAAUUGUUUCUAAUGUGCAGCGCACAUCUUUGUUGAAAAGCAAAAAAAACGCCACUACUGACUAUAUUUAUGAUGGGAAGCGCUUCCAUGGUUUUAUGUUUGAUGUGUUUUGUCUUAAAUCAUUUAAGUGUUUUUAUAUUGUUUUUUCACGUAAACGGAACGUGUGAGUGUGCACUGCGUAGUUGAAGAUUGGAUUUAUUGAAACACGUUUUCUCAACAGUCUUAUUUCACAUUUCUUUUUCUAUUCUUCUAGAUUGUUGUGUAUUAAGUAAAGCUUUCUUCUAAGUGGAGGAUCAGUUUAGAAACUACAUAAAAGAAUAAUCACAGUGAGUAGUAGUAUUAACAAUAUCCUGAACUCAUGACACUAACAUGUACAGCGCGUGGUGCACCAAAACAUUAUUUUCUUUUCUUUUUAAUCAGCAGUUUGAUACUGCCUGAGCUUGUUUGAUUUGAACACUUUUUAAAUACAAAUUGUAGCAAAGACUAUUCAUAAUAAAACAUUGAAAACCAA
Notothenia coriiceps (black rockcod) is the source of this 8006-nucleotide messenger RNA. RefSeq names its product myomixer (gene mymx). Lineage: Eukaryota; Metazoa; Chordata; Actinopteri; Perciformes; Nototheniidae. The transcript has 33 exons. Gene Ontology annotation, molecular function: phospholipid binding; protein binding. The coding region runs from base 344 to 7471 and encodes 2375 amino acids. The record is from RefSeq and is a predicted model, not a curated record.